This is a messenger RNA of Penicillium egyptiacum, 927 nucleotides long. The record is from the annotation of a GenBank genome assembly. Lineage: Eukaryota; Fungi; Ascomycota; Eurotiomycetes; Eurotiales; Aspergillaceae.
AUGUCGCGCCAUAACAGUGUGGAUCUAGACUCGCCCGAUCGGCCCUUCGACAACAUCAUCAAUUUCCGCGAUGUCGGACGGUCUGUUAAUCAAUUUUGUCGCAAAGAGAUCUUGAAAGAAGGCGUGUUCUUUCGGAGUGCGAGGCUUGACGACGCAUCAGAACGAGAUAUACGUCGUCUAGCAGAAGAACUACACAUUCACACCGUGGUCGAUCUCCGUUCCCAAACAGAACACCAAAUGGGCACGCGUAAACGUCGAGGCGAAAAUGCCAAAGCAGAAUCAGAUCCAUCAGAAAAAUCCACAGAUCCAAUCCCAACAAAUCCAGACGAACAUCUCCUCCAAAUCCCCGGCUCGGAACGAGCUCUAAUAAGCCUAACAGGCAAAGGCUUCGAACGCGCCUUAUUAUCGAAAUUGGACUGGUUUACAUAUCUCAAAACAAUCGGCCUCGUAACAACAGGCUACCGCAGCGACGCAGUGCGUCUAGUAUGCGGAUCCGUAAUGCAACCGCGCGGGCUCACAGGCCUAGCUCAAGACACGCUAGAUUCCAGCAUGGGCGAGAUCCGGGCUGUAUUCGAGAUCCUGGCUUGCGAGGAGUCAUAUCCAACAUUAGUGCACUGUACGCAGGGGAAGGACCGGACGGGACUGGUGGUGUUGCUUAUGUUGUUGCUUGUUGGUGGGGUGCCGACUGAGGCGAUUGUCGAUGAUUACAGUCGCUCUGAGCUGGAGCUCGUCUCGGAGUUUGAGGAGCGCAUGGAGGAGAUUAGGGCCAUUGGGCUUGGCGAGGAUUAUACGCGUUGUCCGCCUGGCUUUGUUGCUGAUACCACCGAGUACCUGGAGACGAGGUAUGGGGGUGUUAGGGGGUAUUUGGAGAGGGUUGGGGUUGGGUUUGAGAUGCAGGAGAGGAUUAGAGCGAAGCUUUUGGUUUGA